CAUAGGUGGUAGUAGCGUCGUGUACAGCGUGGCGCGCGCAUUCACAACACGCACACACAUCGCAUCGUAAUCGCGAAAUAUUAUCGUCGCCGUCGUGUUAUCGCGCGAAAUUUAAUAGAACAGUGUGACUUGACCGGCGACACGACGUGUCCGUCCCGCGCGACACGGCGCCCCGCACGCGUGAAACCGAACGUUCCGAGUGAAAAACGAUAUUUUUUUGAAAACGUUUUUUUUCGAAAAUCGUCCAACCGUCGCCCGCGUGUCACGGACCCGAUGUCCGUGAAAUAAUUACAUCUCGUUUCGCGAUACGUCCGACCACAUAAUAAUAUUAUAAAAAUUGUCGUACGUAUUAUAAUAUUAUCGUAUUAUCGUCGCAUUGCGAUCAUUCGUGCUGAAAAAAAAUUAAUUGUUAGUGUCGUUUUUUUUUUCAUAAUUAUAUAUAUUAUAUUUUUUUUUUACCGGUGUAACAAUUAUAAUUUUUUUUUUUUAUCCACAAGCCUCGAACGAUACCAUUUUAUUGUAUUAAAAUAUAAUUUAUAUAAAUAUCAUUAAGUGAUUUUUUUUUUUUUUUUGUAAACCAAACGAUUUUUAAUAAAACAUUUUUUUCACGUGAAAAUAUUUUUGUCAGUGUUUUGUGACUUUUUUGUUAAUUUAUUCAUUCGUUUUCUUACUAUAAUUUUUAUGUAUAAUAAAGUGUAUUUUAAUCAUAAUAAUUUAUUAGAACUUCAUUAAUAUAUUAAAAUAUUCUUUAUCCAGAAUUUCACAACAAUCCGUACAAGGUUGACCAGAGCAAUGGACCGCUGCCGAAUAAUCGCCGUCGCCGCCGCCGUUUGGCUGCUGUUGCCCGUCGGGAUGUUCGCCAAUCAACUCAGAGGUUACGCCGAAAGCUGCGUAAACGAAGGCGAAAUAGUAAACGUUCUCACCAUCAAGAACAUGAUGUGCUACACGUGCAUGUGCAAAAACGGAUUUGUGGAGUGCGUAAAAGACCAGUGCCCCGACGAGCAGGGCUGCUAUAUGUUGCAGGACGUUUUCGUGGACACAAAAGAAUGCUGCAGACGGUGUAAAGGUUGCGUUUACAAGGGUGUGCCGAGGGACAGCGGCACGGAGUGGACUGAUCCGAACGACCCUUGCAUGGUCAUGUCGUGUAAGGCCGGCGUGGUCACCGAGACGCGAAUGCAGUGCAUAACACCCUGCCAACAGCCAUUGCCGCCGAAACCGGGAACUUGCUGUCCGACUUGUUCGGGUUGCCGGGUUAUCGGGCAAGAGGUGGCCGCCUGGAAGAACAUCAGCCUGUACGACGACCCGUGUCUGACCUGUCACUGCGAGAGAUCCGCGGCCGGACCGGUGCUCACCUGUUCGAAAAAGGCGUGCCCUGUGCUCCAGUGUCCGUCCAGCAGCAUGCAGAUACUGCCGGGUGAAUGCUGCCCCAGAUGCGUGGGCAAAAGUAGAAAAUUGAUGGACCCGCCGAGAGGUGCCUGUCUGCUGGGUGAUAAGAUCACGCCUUCGGGUCAGGGUACGCACCCUGACAGGUGCACCGAGUGCACGUGCGCCAACUCGACGGUGGUGUGCACUCGGGAGACUUGUCCGCCACUGGAUUGUCCCGUCGAGAAACAGACGUUCGCGUCACACAACCAGUGCUGUCCGCAGUGCCCGAGGACCCUGGACAAGAGCGAGACGUGCGUGGAAAAUGGCAACGUUUACUUGAACGGGGACGGCUGGAAGGUGGACGAGUGUAAGUCGUGUCUGUGUGUCCGUGGCCAGGUGCAGUGUGCCCAAGAGAUGUGUCCACGAAUUUCGACGUCGUGCCCGUUAAAUAUGAAGCUGCGAACCGUUCCGGGGUCGUGUUGCCCCCGAUGUGUACCAAUGGACGGAGUGUGCACAGUCUUUGGCGAUCCACAUUACAGAACAUACGACGGAAAAUUCUUCAGCUUCCAAGGACCAUGCAAAUAUCUAUUGAGUGCGGAUUGCGUGGGCCGGACCUUCAGCAUUCGGGUGACAAACGACGCAAGAAACACGAGAAAUUCAGCGUGGACGAAAACUAUUUCUUUGAGGACUGGAGGUUUGAAAGUAAACCUCGGUGAGAAUAAACGGAUCAAGAUCAACGGACAGAGAGUGUCUGUGCCGUACAAGAGGAGUAACGAGCUGACCAUAUCCAACAUGAACGAUACUGUAUUGGUUGAGACCAGAAUUGGCGUUUCUAUCAUUUGGGAUGGGCGAGGAUUUCUAGAAGUGUCCGUACCGUCGAGGUACAAAGGCAGUUUGUGCGGACUGUGCGGAAAUUUUAACUCUGUGCCCAGAGACGACAUGACCACUAAGGACGGCCAAGUAGUGUUGGAGCCCCAAGUGUUUGGAUCGUCUUGGCGCGUGGGUGGCAAGAACGCGUGCAGCCGGCCGUUGAAACCCCCGUUCGUGCAAACGUCGACACAGUGUUCCAAGAAGGGGCCCCGAAUUCGAGAACGGAUGUGCAAGCCGCUCCGACAACGGAUGUUUGCCGCGUGUCACAAAAAGCUCAACCCAGUCAACUUUUUCAGGUCCUGUCUGAUGGACAUGUGCGAGUGCCCCACGGGCCGGAAGUGCUAUUGCGAGGCGAUGACAGCGUACGCGCACAACUGUCGCCGCCUUGGUGUGUCGCUGCCGGACUGGAGGACCAUGACCGGAUGCCACACAUACUGACCCGCGUUCUCACGUCCAUCCCGUGCAGUAGACUCCGCUUGUUUGUUGUUGCUAGUCAUUGUUUUUUUACACCUUCAACUUUGCGGUGGUCGCCGCGCGUUUACCUGACCGACGGGUCGAAAUGAUCGUGACAGACCGUUUCCACGUUACCGUUUAAACAAAUAGUAAUAAUAAUUUAGUAACAAUUAACUUAACUUUUAAGUGGCUACAACAAACUCUGACCCGGCGGCGACUCUACCGUUUCCAGGCGGGUGUCCGUCGCAUAAUUAUACCUUACCCUUUUACUACCAUAAUAUUAUGUCUAUGGUUUUAUUUAUUUAUACAUUUAAUCAGUUCGAUUGUACGGUCGCGACUAACCUAACCGAACCUGGUCGAUGUUUUAAAAUCUGAACGCCGGCGUUUACACUGUAAUAUACAUACCGCGAUUUAGUAUAAGUAUACCACAAAACAGAUUGCAGAGUAAUGUUAUUGUUUGCAUUCAUAUUUUUCGAUAUUGGCCUAUUAUAAUUUAUUUGUAGUGUGUUUUCGUAUAAACGCGAAUUUUGACGAAUUUUCCUCCUCAUUCGUGAUAAAUGAUAAUAUAAAUUAUUA
Acyrthosiphon pisum (pea aphid) is the source of this 3264-nucleotide messenger RNA. RefSeq names its product crosveinless 2-secreting protein (gene cv-2). Gene Ontology annotation, cellular component: extracellular region. Bases 793 to 2673 code for a protein of 626 amino acids. Lineage: Eukaryota; Metazoa; Arthropoda; Insecta; Hemiptera; Aphididae. Gene Ontology annotation, molecular function: BMP binding. Gene Ontology annotation, biological process: positive regulation of BMP signaling pathway. The record is from RefSeq and is a predicted model, not a curated record. The transcript has 13 exons.